Molecule: messenger RNA, 1944 nt
Organism: Oryza sativa Japonica Group (Japanese rice)
Lineage: Eukaryota; Viridiplantae; Streptophyta; Magnoliopsida; Poales; Poaceae
Biological process (GO): proteolysis
Molecular function (GO): serine-type exopeptidase activity; dipeptidyl-peptidase activity
Source: RefSeq, a predicted model, not a curated record
AGUCCAUGAUCCGCGAGCGAACUGGAAAUGCAUGGAUCGAAAUUAAGGUCACUAACUGACUCCAUGAAUUCCGGGAGAAUCUCACCUCUAUACCAUACGCCAUCUCCAUCAUCUCUCGAUCCAUCUCCAGCAAGUUACCUAUAAAAAGCUAAUCCAAUCCCCAGCUAUCUAUCUAGCUCGAUCCAUCACUCCAUCACUCAUCAAGCUAACUGCCUAACCACCAUGGCGAUCCACCACCUCGUCGCCUCUCUCCUCCUCUUCUUCUCGUGCUGCCACGCGGUCGCCGCCGGCGCUGGCGUUCGCGGCCGGCUGCCACCGACGCUGGCGACGUGGCGCCAGUACGCGGCCGCCGCCGCGCCGCCGCCGCAGGUGGUGCAGUACGAGACGCGGUACUUCACGCAGCGGCUGGACCACUUCAACGAGCUGCCGGCGAGCAACGGCACGUUCCGGCAGAGGUACCUGGUGAACGGCACGUUCUGGGGCGGGGCGGCGGCGCCGGUGUUCGUGUACGCCGGCAACGAGGGCGACGUCGCGCUGUUCGCCAGCAACACCGGUUUCAUGUGGGAGGCGGCGCCGCGGUUCCGCGCCAUGCUCGUGUUCGUCGAGCACAGGUACUACGGCGAGUCGCUGCCGUUCGGCGGCACCAGGGCGGCGGCGUUCGCGGACGCGUCGGCGGCGGGGUACCUGACCACGGCGCAGGCGCUCGCCGACUUCGCGGAGCUCAUCCUCAGCCUCAAGUCCAACCUCACCGCCUGCAAGGCCCCCGUCGUCAUCUUCGGCGGCUCAUACGGCGGCAUGUUGGCUGCAUGGAUGAGGAUGAAGUACCCGCACAUUGUGAUGGGCGCCGUUGCAUCCUCUGCACCUAUUCUUGGCUUAAACGGUCUAUCUGAUCCUUACUCCUUCUAUAAUGUCGUCUCCAACGACUUCAAGAGUGAAAGUAAACAUUGCUACGAUGUGCUUCGAAACUCAUGGAGUGAGAUGUACAAAGCGCUGGCCACCGACGCAGGGCGAGCUCGACUCAACCAAACAUUCAAUAUGUGCAAAGGUAACGUGGACGACAUACCCGGCUUGGUCGAGAAGGCUCUAAUCUACGGCUCAAUGAUGGAUUACCCGACACCAUCCAACUUCCUCACCUCCCUCCCGGCGUAUCCCGUCAGAGAGAUUUGCCGCGCGAUCGACAAACCGACGUCGGGGAACGACACGGUGUCGCGGAUCAAGGACGCGAUGACGAUCUACUACAACAGCACCGGCGGGCUUGCGUGCUUCCCCGGCGCCGGCGCCGAGGACGACGACCCCUACGGCAUGUUCCCCGGCUGGACCUGGCAGGCCUGCACGGAGGUGAUCAUGACGAUGAGCUACGGCAUCGGCAACGCCACCGUCUUCCCGCCGGACCCCUUCAACCUCACCGCCUACCUCGCCGGCUGCCUCGCCACCACCGGCGUCCCUCCCCGCCCUCACUGGAUCCAGUCCUACUUCGGCGGCUACGAUAUUCGGAAUGUUUUGAAGAGAUCUGGGAGUAACAUCAUCUUCUUCAAUGGACUCCGCGAUCCGUGGAGCGCCGGCGGAAUACUGAAGAGCAUUUCCAACAGCAUCAUUGCGCUGGUUGAGCCAAAAGGUGGACACCACGUAGACCUGAGAUUCUCCACCAAGGAAGACCCUGAAUGGCUCAAGAAAGUCCGGAGACAGGAGAUGAGAAUCAUAGCUGAUUGGCUCAAACAAUACUACAGUGAUGAGGCCAUAGAUAGCAUGAUGAACUAGUCUUAGCUGUUCUCCACAAAAAAAAAAAAACACUAGUCUCAGCUAGUAUUAUAAAGUAGUCUCACUAUAUGUGCAUGACAAAUUAAAAUUAAGUAGCUAGCUAGGAAUUAAUUAAGUGGAUUGGUUUUAUUCCAUAUUGUUUUUUAUCAUUCUAUUAUUUAUUCAUACCCAUAAUAAUAAUAAGAA